CUCCCACUUCCCCCAUUUUCCACGAAGAAGAAACAGAUCAAAAUGGCGAUUCUAAGAGGAUCGGUAGAGAUUCGGAUUCUGAUAUUCGCCUGCGUUUUCCUCAACGUCAAUGUCCACGCCUUUUACCUUCCCGGCGUCGCUCCACAGGAUUUUCAAAUGGGAGAUGCAUUGAUGGUGAAAGUGAAUAAACUUACAUCUACAAAGACUCAGCUUCCAUUCUCCUACUACUCUCUUCCUUAUUGUCGUCCAGAGAAGAUCGUUGACAGUGCAGAGAAUCUCGGGGAAGUUCUACGUGGUGAUCGGAUUGAGAACUCUCCCUUUGUGUUUAAAAUGAGGGAAUCUCAGAUGUGCGCUGCUGUUUGUCGUGUAAAGCUCGAUAAGAAAAGCGCCAAGGCCUUGAAGGAGAAGAUUGUUGAUGAAUACCGUGUUAACAUGAUUUUGGACAACCUUCCGCUAGUUGUUCCGGUGCAAAGGCCAGACCAGGAUAAUGUUGUGGUUUAUCAGCAUGGUUUCCAUGUUGGUCUCAAGGGUAUCUUUGUCGGGAAAAAAGAGGAGAAGUAUUUUAUCCACAACCACUUGACCUUCACCGUUAGGUUUCACAGAGACAUAGAGACUGAUUCUUCAAGAAUCGUCGGUUUUGAGGUCAAACCGUUCAGUAUAAAGCAUGAAUACGAAGGUGAGUGGAACGAGAAGACUCGGUUAACGACAUGUGAUCCACAUACAAAGCGUGCAGUCACCAACUCUGAGUCUCCUCAAGAGGUGGAAGAAGGGAGCGAGAUUAUCUUCACAUACGAUGUUGACUUCCAGGAAAGCGAGGUGAAAUGGGCUUCUAGGUGGGACACUUACCUUCUCAUGGCUGAUGAUCAGAUCCAUUGGUUCUCAAUUGUUAACUCUAUGAUGAUUGUUCUCUUCCUCUCCGGUAUGGUCGCCAUGAUCAUGCUACGGACGCUCUACCGAGAUAUCUCCAACUACAACCAGUUAGAGACACACGAAGAGGUCUUAGAAGAGACCGGUUGGAAACUGGUUCACGGAGAUGUUUUCAGACCGCCAGAGUGCCCGGAGUUGCUCUGCGUCUAUGCAGGAACCGGAGUUCAGUGUUUUGGGAUGAUUCUCGUCACCAUGAUCUUCGCGUGUCUCGGCUUUUUGUCUCCUUCCAACCGCGGUGGUCUAAUGACGGCUAUGCUUUUGCUUUGGGUGUUCAUGGGACUCUUGGCUGGAUACGCUUCUUCUCGUCUCUACAAAACGUUAAGAGGAACAGAAUGGAAGAAAAUCGCUCUGAGAACCGCAUUCAUGUUCCCUGCGACCGUCUUUGUCGCAUUCUUCGUCCUUAACGCCAUUAUCUGGGGACAGAAGUCAUCCGGUGCGGUCCCGUUCGGUACAAUGUUUGCUCUCGUCGUCCUCUGGUUCGGAAUCUCAGUGCCGCUAGUCUUCAUCGGUAGCUACAUCGGUUUCCGAAAACCGGCACUAGAAGAUCCAGUGAAAACCAACAAGAUACCGAGACAGGUCCCGAUACAGGCCUGGUACAUGAACCCGAUCUUCUCAAUCUUGAUCGGAGGCAUUCUCCCAUUCGGUGCAGUCUUCAUCGAGCUCUUCUUCAUACUCACGUCGAUAUGGCUACACCAGUUCUACUACAUAUUCGGGUUCCUCUUCAUCGUCUUCAUCAUCUUGAUCAUCACUUGCGCAGAGAUCACGGUCGUCCUCUGUUAUUUCCAGCUCUGCAGUGAAGACUAUCAGUGGUGGUGGAGAUCUUACCUAACGUCGGGAUCUUCCGCGGUUUACCUCUUUCUCUACGCAGCGUUUUACUUCUACACUAAGCUCGAGAUCACGAAGCUCGUCUCUGCAGUCCUCUACUUCGGGUAUAUGCUCAUUGUCUCGUACGUUUUCUUUGUCUUCACGGGUGCAAUUGGGUUCUACGCUUGCUUUUGGUUCACCAGGCUUAUCUACUCUUCUGUUAAGAUCGAUUGAUCUUUUACAUCAUCACAUUCUGAGACAGCUAUCUUGAGAAUCUUGUUUCAUUUUUUUGUUUUACACAAUCUCGUUGUAGUUUUUCUUUUUUUUACUUUGAAAAGAUAUUGGUGAUAAUUUUGGGACAUGCACACAAAAGCUUUAUUUUAUUCUAAACAUAUAAUUGUCUCGUA
Molecule: messenger RNA, 2138 nt
Organism: Raphanus sativus (radish)
Lineage: Eukaryota; Viridiplantae; Streptophyta; Magnoliopsida; Brassicales; Brassicaceae
Product: transmembrane 9 superfamily member 10
Exons: 6
Coding region: 43-1965 (640 amino acids)
Biological process (GO): protein localization to membrane
Cellular component (GO): membrane
Source: RefSeq, a predicted model, not a curated record